Messenger RNA from Zootermopsis nevadensis, 1044 nucleotides. RefSeq lists its product as uncharacterized. NCBI's taxonomy places the organism in Eukaryota, Metazoa, Arthropoda, Insecta, Blattodea, Termopsidae. The record is from RefSeq and is a predicted model, not a curated record.
CGUUGAUAUUCAGCGCGUUGUGUCUGACUUCAUACCGUGCAAGAUGAGCAAACAGUUUGUGAUCUGCUACGACGAAAUUUCCACCGAGAAUUGUGUGCAGUAUGUAGCUGGAAAUUUUAACGACGUACUGAAGAACUUCACAUUUGAUAAAACGGACAUCGCCAAUUUGAAGUUUGAAAUUGAGGAUCUGAGCAGUGUGCUGUUCAUUAUUACCGCGAUCCUUUGUUUUGCCAUCCUGCUGGUCUUUAUCUUAAUUCUCGUCCUUGCAUGGCGGAUAAACAGGGAGAAUGCUGAAAGCAUUGUUAGGAGCAGUCAACAGAUCUUCUUGAACAGAGCCUAUGAGCCGGAUGAUGAAAUAUACAACCUUUUCAGCACGCAGAACGUCUAUGAUUACGAUGUGAAGCUGCCCUUAGAAUCGAGAACAGACAAUGGAAGACUUGGAGCAAAGUAGCAUAAAUCCAUCAUCGAAGUUAUGUGCAUUUAACCGCGUAUCAACUCCCUGGUAGUAGAACCCGGAAUACCAACACCGACAACACCAAAGUCCACCACCGGACACGAUCCUGAUCCAACUCCAUCCUCACAGCCCACUUCCCUAAGAUCCUUCUUGAUAUCCUCCCAUCUCCUUGGUCUGCCCAGUGGUCGUUUUCCAGAAGUAUUCCCCACCAGAAUUCUGUAUUAACCCCUUGCCUCCCCACGCGUGCUACAUAUCCAGUCCAUCUUAGCCUCCUAAAUUUCACUAUCCUCACUAUGCUAGGCGACCUGUAUAAUUCACGCUGUUUCUUGUUAUGCAAUAGUCUAAUUUCACCAGUUACUUCAUCAUUCCUAGGUCCAAAUAUCCUUCUGACCACCUAGUUUUCAAACACUUGUAAUCUACCUUCUUCCUUCAUAGUCAGAGACCAUGUUUCAGAGGCAUACUACACAACAAGAAAAAUUAUUGUUUUAUAUAUCCUGAUCUUCAGUGUUUUGGAUAGUAAAUGAGAUGAUAACAGUUUUUGAAUUGGAUAAAAACAAGCGUUUCCCGAAUAAAUUCUACUCUUAAUUUCA